AUGGAAUUGGUGCCGAUUAGCAACAACAAUAAUUCGGCCGCCAACUGCGCAAAAACUCAAUGCUGCGUUUGCUUGGAGGAUUUCGACGCCACUCAAAAUAUUCCCAAAGUGCUUCAUUGCGGUCACUCGUUGUGCGUCAACUGCAUUAAGAGGACGAUUCGAACCGCGAACAGUUCGCGACGAAAUUUCUUGUGUCCACAGUGUCGAGUGAGAAACUCUUGCCGCGAUAUUCAGCCAAAUCAUUUUCGAACCGAUUUGCAGUUCAAAACUGUUCUCCCAAACCGCGGCGCGACGGCCCUUCCAACAAAUUUCCAGCUCGUCGACGUUCUCAAGCCGAACGAGUGCCAUCGGUUGAAAUGCCACGAGUGCAAGUGUGCCGCUGAUGAGAGCUCGUUGUUCGUUUGCAAAAAAUGCACAUUGGAGAAUCACAAUUAUCAAAUUACCAAUAACGAUCGCGACGCUUCGCGAUUCGCAAUAUGCACGAGAUGCGUUUUAUUCAAUCAUCGCAACGAAUCGCACGAUGUUCUCGGGCUAUUCACAAUUUUGAGUGAAUGGGAAUUCAAUAAAAAUAUGUUGACCGUCCGAACGUUGCAUUCAACAUUCGAUGAGCAAUUCUCGAAACUUCGAUCCGUUCUUGCCAAUGCGCCGAUUGCGAUUGCCAACGCCGACAAGAAGCUGAUGGAGAUGACCGAGCAGAUGAGAAGAUGCAAGAGUAGUACGCAACAAUCAAAAAUCAUGAAGACCUAUCAGUCGGAAAUCAAUAAAACCAUAUACAGUUUGGGAAACAUUCAGCGAUUUUUGGAAAAGAAUAAUAGCACUUUUGAGCAACGCGCCGAGUUUUUCAAAUCAAGCAUCAUUGAAAACGAGGCCAAUUGUUUUCCGAAGCCUGAACCCGACGACGUCAAUCAUCCGAGUCCAACGAUUGAAAAUCAUCAAACAAUUUUGGUCAUUGUAUUUUUGAUGGUUGCAAACAUUUUGAUAUUACUCUAUAAUUACGCCUUUCAAUGCUUCAACACGCAAGCUCGCUCGCCGAUCGACUUCAAACUCAUGGACCUUCUCGAAUCAAUCGACUAUAAUGCAUUGAGAUGUCAAGAGUGCAACUUUGUCGCCGACGACGACUCGCUUUUCAUCUGUCUGACGUGCUCCUUUGAAAAUCGCGGCGAUGACAUCGCAAUGCCUUCCAUCGACUAUUCGCGAUUCGCAAUUUGCGCCAAAUGCAUUUCGCUCAAUCAUCCAAGGCGAUCGCAUCAAUCGGCCAAAUUCUUCGUCAUUCUGCACGAAUACCAAUUCAACAAGAAUAUCGUGAUCGUUGAGAGCAUUCGCACGCGUCUACGCCGACAAUUGGCCAAUGUGCAGGCGUUGAUGGCGUGCACGCCGACGGUGCUCAUCGACGCCGACAAGGUGCUGAUGGAAAUCGUUGCGCACAUGAAAGCCUGCCGAAGCGCCGCCCAACAAAUUCGACUACCAACAAAUUCGACGCCCAACAAAUUCGACUAA
This is a messenger RNA of Caenorhabditis bovis, 1497 nucleotides long. Lineage: Eukaryota; Metazoa; Nematoda; Chromadorea; Rhabditida; Rhabditidae. The record is from the annotation of a GenBank genome assembly.